Messenger RNA from Canariomyces notabilis, 2154 nucleotides. RefSeq lists its product as uncharacterized. Gene Ontology annotation, biological process: amino acid transmembrane transport. NCBI's taxonomy places the organism in Eukaryota, Fungi, Ascomycota, Sordariomycetes, Sordariales, Chaetomiaceae. The record is from RefSeq and is a predicted model, not a curated record. Bases 339 to 1946 code for a protein of 535 amino acids. Gene Ontology annotation, molecular function: amino acid transmembrane transporter activity. Gene Ontology annotation, cellular component: membrane. The transcript has 5 exons.
GCUCGGCCGUCAUCUGUCGAUCCCCAAAAGCCCGGGGUUCUCCUAAUUUUCCAUUUUGACACACCGAAUGCAACUGCAACCUUAACAGCUUACGCCAGUCGGCUACAAUAAUACCUUAUCGCGUGCUCGCAUGCAUGGGGUCCUUUUGCCCCAGUCCCGUAUGGUUAUUUACAUGUUGGUUGCUCCCUUCCUCCCCGCAGAUCAUGUCGGGGUAAACGCAAGCUCUUUAACACCCUUCCUCUCUUCUUUUCCCGUUUCUCCCAAGCUCUCCUGCUCCUUGCGGGGUGUAUCGCACACAAGGGUAGCGACCGAGCAGAGCCGACUGACCUCACUGCGCGAUGGCUUGGUUUUCGUCAAAAACGUCUCCAGACGAUGAGAAGAAGGCUGACACUCCCCCGCCCGUGCAGGAUGUGGCGGCGGGGGACUACGAGGAAGGGGGUGAUGAUGAAGUCAAGGACGACCUGCACAGAGGGAUGAAACCCAGGCAGCUGAACAUGAUGGCCAUUGCUGGCGCCAUCGGUACAGGCCUCAUCAUCGGCACGGGGACGGCCCUCAAAUUCGGUCCUGGCUCGCUGUUAAUCGGCUAUGCCCUAAUGGGAUUCGUUGUUUACAUUGUCAUGGUUGCCCUCGGCGAGAUGGGCGCCUGGCUGCCGCACAAGAAGAGCUUCUCGGGCUAUGCCUCACGCUUCGUGGACCCGGCCAUGGGGUUCGCGACCGGCUGGAACUACUUCUUCAAGUAUGUUAUCGUGCUGCCCAACAACCUGACGGCCACAGGCGUCCUCCUGUCGUAUUGGCUGCCGAAUCUCAAUGUGUCGGUUUGGAUCGUCGUAUUCGGCGUGGCCAUCAUUCUUUUAAACCUUAUUCACGUCUCGUUCUUCGGAGAAGCCGAGUUCUGGAUGUCGCUGAUCAAAGCCCUCGUCAUCGUGACCCUGAUUCUACUCUGCUUCAUAAUUUCACUUGGCGGGAGCCCUUCUGGCAUUCGCUCCGGGUUCUACUUUUGGGAGAACCCUGGCGCCUUCGGCCAGUACUUUGUCUCGCUCAGUGGACAGACGACCGUUAUUCCCGACGGCACUGGUCGUUUCCUGGGUGUCUGGGCUUGCAUCGUGCAGGCUACUUUCGCCUACCUCGGCACCGAACUCGUUGGGGUGGCCUUUGGCGAGACGCCGAACCCGCGCAAGAACGUUCCGCGAGCCGUAAACCAAACGCUCCUGCGCAUCGUCUUUUUCUACAUUGCCGGCGUCUUGGUACUCGGCAUGGCCGUCCCUUACAACCAUCCGAAGCUAUUGGAGGCAACCUCGAAGGGUACCAGCGGCUUGGCAUCCCCAUUCGUUGUAGCGGCCGAGAUCGCCGGUGUCAAGGGGCUGGCCGAUGCUGUCAACGGUCUGCUGCUUGUUUUCACCAUCAGCGCAGCAAACUCAGACAUUUACCUGGCGUCUCGUACCGUCUGGGCGCUAGCCAAGGAUCGCCAGGCCCCUCAGCUCAUGCAACGCACGAACAAACGCGGCGUUCCCAUCCCCGCUGUGGCUCUUUCCUCCGUCUUCAUCGCCCUCGGUUUCAUGAAUGCCUCCAAAAGCUCCGCCACCGUUUUCGGCUACUUUGUCUCGCUCGUGACCGUGUUCGGCGCGCUGAACUGGGUGGCGGUGCUAGUCAGCUACAUUGCCAUGAUCCGGGCGAUGAAGGUGCAAAACGUCUCACGGGAUGUCAUGCCAUAUCGAAACCCCUUGCUCCCAUGGGCCGCUUACCCUGCGCUGCUGAUUACUAUCCUGGUCAUUAUAUUCAGCGGCUACUCUGCAUUUAUUCCUCGCUUCCAGAUCGACAAGUUCAUGACCUCGUACAUUGGCAUACCGGUCUACGUGCUCAAUAUUCUGUGGUGGAAGUACGUCAAGAAGACGAAGCGGGUCAGGCCGGAGGAGAUGGACUUGGUUACCGGGAGGAGAUCGUGGUAGGACGUUAUAUCAGCCGUAUUUGCUACUCGAAGCAAGUUUUGUCUAGGGGUUGGAUAUUGCAUAUAGAACACAAAUAUACGUCGGCAGUGUUUCACACGAGCUUCUUUCCAUGGCCUCCUUGUCGGUAGGUAUUUGGAGCAGACUUAUGAAUGUCACCGUCCCGGGGACCCGGUAUCAUGGAUUCGACUCAUGGAUUCGACUAGAGUAC